GCAUGGUUGCCACGAAGUGGCGAGUGUGUUAACUGAAAACGAUGCCUGCAAACCCGGUGCAGACCCAGAGUUCUAUGGCUUCUACUUCGCACGCACGCUCGAGACUGCCCGGGGCUACACAACGAGAAUCAAAGAGAAGGCUGGUAAGCUUCCCACGGAGAAGUGCGGCUUCAUCCGGCGUGUGUAUGUGCCAGAAACCAGCGUGGUAGUGACGGUUCCAAACCUCGACAAAAAGGAGAAUCCGCAGGUGAUAGAUCAGAUCCGCCAUGCGCGGAGAGGUCAUCCAAAUGCGAUUGUCUUUGGCCGGGCUUCACGUGACGAGGAUGCUGGAUGGGAAGGAAUCAUCCCACAGGAGAUGAUGAAACUGGUGAACUUGAAGCCAAUUGAAGACGAGACCAAGGAAGCUGAGGCAGUCCUCUGGGCUCCGACCAUACGAACUUGGGACGGUCAACCUGACCAAUGGCCGAGGUUACAAAGUUGA
Symbiodinium pilosum is the source of this 481-nucleotide messenger RNA. The record is from the annotation of a GenBank genome assembly. Lineage: Eukaryota; Dinophyceae; Suessiales; Symbiodiniaceae.